This is a messenger RNA of Hippoglossus stenolepis (Pacific halibut), 6121 nucleotides long. RefSeq names its product AT rich interactive domain 4A (RBP1-like) (gene arid4a). Gene Ontology annotation, biological process: regulation of transcription by RNA polymerase II. The record is from RefSeq and is a predicted model, not a curated record. The transcript is spliced from 25 exons. Gene Ontology annotation, cellular component: nucleus. The coding region runs from base 254 to 4411 and encodes 1385 amino acids. NCBI's taxonomy places the organism in Eukaryota, Metazoa, Chordata, Actinopteri, Pleuronectiformes, Pleuronectidae. Gene Ontology annotation, molecular function: transcription cis-regulatory region binding.
CAUUUCCCUUGUGGCGCCGGGUUCGUAUCGACAAAUAGCGACACCAGAAGAGGAAUGUCCAAUUAGAAUCGAGGAUUAUUUCGACCAAUCAGAUUUCUUUUGUGCAACGACCGCUGUGGCCGCAGCCAAUCACGUGUGAGGAAACAGAGCCGAGCUCAACAGCUUGUUGUUCGUGGAUCGUCUCUGAGCUCGAGAGGAAGCAGCCGCGGCCGCGACCUGAUCGUCAGAGUCGAGCUGGACUCAAACAGUGAAGAUGAAGGCAGCAGACGAGCCUGCUCACCUGACGGUGGGGACGGACGUCAGUGCAAAGUACAGAGGAGCCUUCUGCGAGGCCAAGAUCAAGACUGUGAAACGCAUGGUGAAGGUCAAGGUGACUCUCAAAGGGGAAAGUACGUCCCAGGUGGUGCAGGACGACCAGGUGAAAGGAACUCUGAAGGUGGGCUCCACUGUGGAGGUGAAGACCAACGAGGGUUUAUCCAGCGAGGCCAUCAUCAGUAAACUGACAGACGCCAGUCUCUACACUGUGGUGUUUGAUGACGGAGAUGAGAAGACGCUGCGUCGUACGUCCCUGUGUCUGAAGGGGGAGAGACAUUUUGCAGAGAGUGAGACAUUGGACCAGCUGCCUCUAACAAACCCGGAGCAUUUCGGAACUCCGGUCAUCAACAAGAAGUCCAACCGUGGUGGACGUCGUUCUUCCCAGGCUGCUGCUGAUGAGGAGAAUGAGUCUUCGUCCAGUGAGGAUGAGGAGGACGACAAGAGGAGGCUUAAUGAUGAGCUGCUGGGAAAAGUCUGCAGCAUCGAGAACGAGGAGGAGCCAAGCAGCUGGUACCUGGCUCUGGUGGUGUCUCCGAGCUGUAACGAUGAGCUUGUGGUGAAGAAGGAUCAGUGUCUGGUCCGAUCGUUCAAUGACUCCAAGUUCCACACGGUGGCUAGGAGACACGUCCACCCUGUCAACUCCAUCAGCAUCGCCAAGUCUGAGUUGUCCAACCGGAGAGGUCUAGAAGCAGCCCAGAUGUUCUUGAGGAGUAGGGAGGUUCCAGAUGUGUGGAAGAUGGACAUGAGUCAGAUCCUGGACUCGUCCUCCAGUGACGAUGAGGACGAAGAAGAGAAGGAGAGCGAGGAGGAGGACAACGACGAAGAUGAGAAGAAAAAGAAGAAGCACAUAAAAGAGGAGCCGGAGGAGGAGCCUGACCCGGAGGAGAGGGACCACUUCCUGCAACAGCUCUACAAGUUCAUGGAGGACAGAGGAACUCCUAUCAACAAACCUCCUGUGUUGGGCUACAAGGACCUGAACCUCUUUAAGCUUUUCAGACUGGUCUAUCACCUGGGAGGCUGCCACAAGAUUGAGUCUGGGACGGUGUGGAAGCAGGUCUACAUGGAUCUGGGGAUCCCCAUCCUGAACUCUGCUGCAUCCUACAACGUCAAGACGGCCUACAGGAAGUACCUGUACGGGUUCGAGGAGUACUGCCGGUCCGCCUCCAUCGCCUUCAGGACCAUCCAUCACAACAACCCCCGCCCUCCCACCACACCAGCCAACCAGAAGACAGCAGGGGUGGAGCCCACAGAGCCCCCCACGCAACAUGUGAAGGCGGAGCCUGUUGACGACAAGGGGGAGGAGGCCGAGUCGGACAGUGCGAGCGAGAAGGAGGAGAUGAAGGAGCCUCAGUCGUCACCAAGGGGGAGGAGGAGGUGUGUGGGCACUCAGCUGAAAGCAGAUAGAGAGUCGUCCUCCAGGCCGGCGAAAAGAGGAGAGAACAGCGAGGAGCAGAGGGAGGUGAGGAGACGCAGCAACAGAAGAAUGGACGACUUCGAGAAAGGCUCUGAGGACGAGGAUGAGGACGAGGACGAUGAGGAUGAGGAUGAGCUGGAGAGGAGGAGAGGAGCCAGGAGUGAGGAUGAUGAGGAUGGAGACUCUGUGACGGGGACGAAGGUCAGGGUGAAGUACGGCAGAGGAAAAACUCAGAAAAUCUACGAAGCUCACAUCAAGAAGACGGACCUAGACAACGGAGAACAGUUCUACCUGGUUCACUACUACGGCUGGAACGUCAGGUACGACGAGUGGGUGAAGGCCGAAAGGAUCAUCUGGCCCGUGGAGAAAGGAACAAAGAAGAGACAGAGGAAGAAGGUGAAGCAGAACAAAGACGAGGUGGAGAAAGAUGAAGAGAAGCCAGCGGUGAAGCCAGCGGGGGCGAAGCGAGGUCGUCCUCAGAUAAGAACCACACCAACCAGCUCUGCCGGUCGCAGCGUCUCAAAGACGCCAAGCAGCGAAGGUCGAUCCAACGGCAAGAGCAGCAGAACCGAGACGUCGUCCAGCUUGGCCAACGGAGACAGUACUCCUCGCAGGAGAACCAGGAGAACGUCGGGCAUGUACGACUCGGACAGAGCGUCCAUCGAGGAUUCUGGGAACUCUUCCGACGACAGCGAAUCAGAAGACCCGCCUGAUAAACAGCCAUCCCCUUGGCGAGGGAGAACUGAAGCCCCGCCCUACCAGGAGGAGGAGCAACAGGAGGAGGAAGAGGAAACGAGUGAGGUCGCUAACAUCUCAAUGCCUACUUAUGACGAUGACGCUGUCACCAUGGCAACAGCAAGUCAUUCACCUGCCACUGCCGCAGCAUGUCCCAGCAUGUCUGGGAAAGUGCUGAGCCAAUCAGAGGAUGAGGAGGAGGCAGUGCAGGGGGAGGAGCCUCCAGUUGAAGUCACCAUGAUGCCAGUUCCCCUGGACAACGAGAGCAAAACGUUGUUGGUGCAGAAAACGUCUCCUGGACAGGAAGUGGUCAUCAAGUCAUCUCCCGACAGGAUGUCUCCUCCCCCUGACAAGAACAAAACGUCUCCUGAGAAGCAGUUCUCCCCCCUACCUGCUGCAGAGGAGGGGGACAGGUGCACUCCUCUGUCCUCCCCCAGGGUCAAAGGCCGGCGGGCCAACCUUAGAGAGACAGGCUCUGAAACUCCUCCCAGAAUCCCCCUCUGCACUCCCAGCCCUGCCCUCAGUCCCUCCCACACUGCAGCACUCUCUUCUCCUCCUCGCAGCGUCCUAAAGAGACAGGACGAGCCCAUGGUGGUCCUCCAUUGUCUCACCACAGAGCAUCUCCCCCCUGAGUCUCCCACCAUGGACUCGGACACUGACUCUGCCACUGAGGAGGAGGAGGAGGAGGAGGAGGAGGCGGGUUUACCUGAGGAAAGGAGCAGCGUGGCGCUUAAACGUAAAGCAGCAGAGCAGAGAGCAGCAGAGAAGAAGCUCCGCCCAGACAGGAAGCAGGAGGAGGCAGCCUCCCCCAAAACCCCCGCCCCCACACCCAAGGUGGCGUCCGGAGCUUCACCCAAAACCGUCUCCUCCCCGCUCCACCAAGAGAGGAGGAGUGAGGGGGUGAUGAAAACAGAGGAAUCACCCUGUCCCAGAGAGGAGACACAGAAGGAGGUAUCAGGUGGAGCCAUGAAGGAGCAAGAGAUGCAUGCUGGGACACCUCCCCUUGCCCCAGAGGCUUUGGGUCCCUCCCCCGCUGAGGAGCUGGAGCCGCAGAUCGGUCCUGAGGCGCUCGUCUGCCACGAGGUGGACCUGGACGACCCCGACGACAAGGAGAAGCCCGUCUCCUCCUCAGAGCACCUCCUCCUGAUGAUAAGGGAGCAGCAACAAGCUCCGCCCCCGCUGUCUCACCUCCACCAAGCUUCCCACCCUACCCCACACUCACCUCACCUCCCCCAGCCUCAGGUCAGGCCCUUCCUCACUGCCGCUGCUCCCAGCUCCACCCCCUCCUCCGAGGAACUGCGCCCGACCAGGAGCGCCACAGAGGACGAUGGGGGAGGAGUGGGGGGGGAACAGGAGGGCGACUCCAGUCCUGGGUUUGACGGCAGCAGCUCCUCCUCCACCUCCCUGCUGUCACUGCAGGAGAACAAGGACCGAGGUCAGAAGAGGGCGAUGGACUGUAACUCCAGCCCGUCGGCCAAGAAACAGAAACGCAACCAGAAACGACCAAACACGCCUGGGAAGGUGGAGAAGAACGGAGCAGGGCACAGCAGCGACAGCGAGGACCAGUCUCGUCUGUCGUCUCUGUCCAAGUCUCAGAAGUCUCGGUGUCCUGGUUUGUCGUCUCCGUCUUCUCUCAGCAAAGACAAACCCAACUUCCCGUCAUCUCAGAGAACGUACAAGUGGACGCUCCAGCUCGAUGAGCUGGACAACAUGUCGAGCACAGAGAGGAUCUCCUUCCUGCAGGACAAGCUGCAGGAGAUCAGAAAGUACUACAUGACCCUGAAGUCAGAGGUCGCCUCCAUCGACAGACGCAGGAAGAGGCUAAAAAAGAAGGAGAGAGAGGUGUCAAACACGACGGCGUCGACCUCGUCGGGUUCCUCAGACACAGGUAUGAGUCCGUCCUCGGCCUCGCCCACUCAGAACACCGUUGCUGUGGAGUGCAGGUGAUGACACGCCCACUCAAGCUCCACCCAACCACCAUAUUCCCAUUUUCCUCGUCCCCGCCGACUGCAGCCACAGACUCCACCCACUCCGCCAGCAGAGGACAUGAUGGGUGAAAUGAGGUUUAAAACCUCCAGGUGAGAGCUCAUCGACUGCAGCAGUGGCUGAUGGGAACGCCGUCACUCCUUCAAAUAUGGUGGUGUGUGGGGGAGGGGCUUCUCCAACUUGAUCUUAGCCCCACCCCCUCACCUAUGGACUUCCUGUUCAGAGACAAAUGCAACAGAAAAAUCAGCUCGUCGUCUGUUAAGCCGCCACAGAGCACUUCUCUUUCCUUCCUCCUUUCCUUCCUUCCUCCCUCAGUACCUCAGCUCAGCGUCUCUGAAUUUCAGAAUAAUGUGACAGGUUUUUUUGGGGGGUUCCUACAGGUGGGAACAGGAAGAGGAAACAGAUUCCUGAAGCAGCACAGUUCAUUAUGCAAUUUUUUGGGGUGGAAUAAAUUUUUUUUUAACUGAAGAUAUUAUUUAUUUAAACCAAAAACGACUUUCCCAACUUCCUGCUGAGUGUUUUUGAUCUUUUUAUACGAAAUCAGAGCUUUUAUUUUGGUAAAAACAGACCAACAAAAACUUCAAAAAGUUUCAGACGUCACAGCGAGAGAGAAAAGAGACGAUCGAGCAAAGCGUCGUGUUGUUUGGAGGAUCUUUACUGCGCAGGGAAAAAUAAAUGAAAUGGUAUAUUAAAAAAAAGAUAAUCCACAUUUGAUGUUUCAAAUGUAACAAAUGAGAUUUUAAAGGUGAUUUCGAGCCAGAAUGUUUGUUUAAUUUCAUCACUUUGAUUUGAAAGUUGUAAUUAUAAUUUACUUUCUUUUCAUUUAUCAAAUUUGUGCCUAACAAUUUAAAUCUCAAGCUUCUUGAUUUUAAAAGUCAGACUUUUGAAACUGUGACAUAAUCUGAUCAGUUUUAUUUAGUUUGAUUUGAUGUCUCUUAAUUCUGACUCAGGAAAUCUUAAUUUGACUUAGAGUCGGAGUAUUGACUUAAUAUUUAUUUUGAGUAUUUCAUCGUUGUUUAGAAAAUUAAAUUAAUUUAAAAUCACAAUUUUUUUUUUGGUCUAAAUUCCGAUUUGGAAUCUUCUAAUUGUUUUAUUUUGGUUUAAAAAGUCAUUUCAAAUUACCGUCUAAUAAUUUGGAUUAAAACAUUUUUAAUUUGAUCUUUUAAUAAGUUCAUAUGUAAAAUUAGACUCAAGUGUUUUUUAGUGAGUCAUUAUUAUAAAUUUGGAUUUAACCUCAGAAUGGUUUAAUGAACAUUUUUCCUCUGACUGAAUUAAUCUUCCAUACGUCUGAGCUCAGUACUGACGCUGCUGCCCCCUCGUGGUUCUUCCUCUGUGCGUCAGGCUCGAACCGACGGCUGAUUCCUGCUCCUGAACAUUUUGUUGUUUUGUACAUAAAAAGCUCUGAGUAAAGAAAAGAAUAAAACCACAUGUAUUUGAGAAGAACGUUUUACACGCCUGUAAAGAAUGAUUUAUAGUAUUUUUUAAGAGAAGACUCUUUGUACUGUUGUAUUAUGAACUCCUCAGUUUUUUGGUGUUUUGCUAGCGGCGGUUUCGAGAGCGACGACUGUAAAUACAGAAACACACACUUCCUCUGAGAACAGAAGCUAAGCCAUGUUGGACUGUGUGCACAAUAAACAGAGCUCUCUGUUUCUAAUAAAGUUUUUAAAUAUG